Messenger RNA from Sungouiella intermedia, 726 nucleotides. The record is from the annotation of a GenBank genome assembly. Lineage: Eukaryota; Fungi; Ascomycota; Pichiomycetes; Serinales; Metschnikowiaceae.
AUGGGAAACUCAAUUUCAAGUGCUUAUCAGACUAUCCCCCUAGAGACGCCUCUCCCCAACAUCUUAACAGUCGAUGCCACUAAGAUCUUCCACGGCACCUCUUACGAUAUCCGAGCGCCAGGGCUGUUUCGUAUCAUCAGUGCUGAUCAGUUGUUUGGUGUUUUCAGCAGUUUAAAGUUCUGUGAUGGUCUAAACGAAGUACCAUUUAUGAUCGUGGGGUUUGAGCGAGAAUAUUAUCGCUUUGUGAUAGGAUUAGCAGCUUCUCCACGCGAGGGGCUUAGAAGUAGAGUUGAAUAUGCCAUUAUGGACAAUUCAAAUGGCCCCGUUGUGUGGUUCGAGCUAGAUAUUGGCCAUGGUACUUCCCGUCAUAAAGAGUACUUUGAAUGGAGAAAUGUCGGUCGAAGAACUUGGAAUCUAGUGAAGUCUAUUAGAUACUCAAACACUCCAUGCGAAGUGGUGGCAGUAUGGGCUUCGGGAUUAAAGUAUCUGUGGGGUCAGUUUGAGUUCCGGGGAAGUGGAGCAUCAGAGCAAUUGGGAGAAACUUUCAAGUUGAUGGCUUUGGCUACAGCUUUUGCAAUUGAGUAUGAUGCGUUCCAAACAUUGUCUCCAGAAUUUCUCAAGAUCAGAAGAAGAAGAAGGUAUACUAGUGGAGACGGAGGAGGAGGAAGUGGUGGUGGAGGAGACGGUGGAGGCGGAGAUGGCGGAGGAGAUGGAGGCGGUGGCUGA